Messenger RNA from Suncus etruscus (white-toothed pygmy shrew), 3274 nucleotides. It is a transcript of the gene RFX1, whose product is annotated as regulatory factor X1. Gene Ontology annotation, biological process: regulation of transcription by RNA polymerase II. The transcript has 19 exons. NCBI's taxonomy places the organism in Eukaryota, Metazoa, Chordata, Mammalia, Eulipotyphla, Soricidae. Gene Ontology annotation, molecular function: RNA polymerase II cis-regulatory region sequence-specific DNA binding; DNA-binding transcription factor activity, RNA polymerase II-specific. Bases 45 to 2867 code for a protein of 940 amino acids. The record is from RefSeq and is a predicted model, not a curated record. Gene Ontology annotation, cellular component: nucleus.
AAGAAGAAGCAGCCUUAUUCAUUCUCCUUUCCUCUGCGGUUGGCAUGGCGACGCAGGCCUACGGUUCCGAGCUGCAGGCAGCCCCAGGGCCUGCCCAGCCACCGCAGGCCACGGCCCCACCGCCCACCGCCACCCCGCAGCCGCUGCCUCCGCCACCGCCCGCAGCGCCCCAGCCCCAGUACGCCGCUGAGCUGCAGAACCCCCAGCCUCCCGCGCAGCCCCCAGGAGGCCAGAAGCAGUACCUGACCGAGCUCCCCACAGGCCCCGCGGCCUCGCAGCCCGCCAGUGCACCCUCCCUGUCCCCUGCGACCCAGCAAUUCAUCGUGGUCACCGUCUCUGAGGGCACCAUGCGGGCCAGCGAGACAGCGUCAGACGCAAGCCCGGGCACCACAGCCAGCCAGACGGGCGUUCCCACUCAGGUUGUCCAGCAGACGCAGGGCACCCCUCAGCGGCUCCUGGUCCAGACAAGCGCACAGGCCAAGCCGGGCCAUGUGUCCCCACUGCAGCUCACCAGCCUCCCAGUGCCCCAGCAGGCGCUCCCCACACAGCGGCUGGUGGUGCAGAGCGCAACCCCUGGCAGUAAGUCGGGCCCAGUGCCCCUGGCUGUGCACUCACCCCCCGAGCACUCGCAGGUACAAACCAACAGCAGCAGCUCCAGCAAACCCGCCGGGACCCCCGCUGGGACGGCGCCUCCCCAACCGCUGCAGGUCCACAGUGUCCAGCAGAGUGUCACCGUCACCCCAGAGGUGCAGCAGCUGCAGCAGGUGGUGGGGCCCCACGUGUACCCCAGCCAGGUGCAGUACGUGGAGGGCGGCGAUGCCAGCUACGCGGCCAGUGCCAUCCGGCCCAGCACCUACCCCUACGCCGAGGCCCCACUCUACUCGCAGACGCCCACCGCCGGCUACUAUGAGGCAGGCGCAGCCGCCCAGGUCAGCACGUCCGCUGCGUCCCAGGCGGUGGCGAGCGGCGCCUCGGUGCCCAUGUACGUUUCGGGCGGCCAAGUUGUGGGUAGCGCCGCCAGCAGCGGGGCCGGGACCAGCAGCAACGGAGGCGGCGGUGGUGGCGCCGGAGCCAGCAGCGCAGGCACUGGGGGCGGCGGUGGCGCCAGCGGCGGGAAUGGGGCCAGCAGUGGUAGCAGUGGCAGCGGCACAGGGGGCACCUAUGUCAUCCAAGGUGGCUACAUGCUGGGCAGCGCCAGCCAGUCCUACUCCCACACCACCCGUGCCUCGCCAGCCACGGUGCAGUGGCUGCUGGACAACUAUGAGACCGCUGAGGGCGUGAGCCUGCCUCGCAGCACGCUUUACUGCCACUACCUGCUGCACUGCCAGGACCAGAAGCUGGAGCCUGUCAACGCCGCCUCCUUCGGCAAGCUCAUCCGCUCCGUGUUCAUGGGCCUGCGCACACGCCGCCUAGGCACCAGGGGUAACUCCAAGUACCACUACUAUGGGCUGCGCAUCAAGGCCAGCUCCCCACUGCUGCGGCUUCUGGAAGACCAGCAGCACAUGGCCAUGCGGGGCCAGCCCUUUGCACAGAAGCAGAGGCUCAAGCCCAUCCAGAAGUUGGAGGGUAUGACCAAUGGGGUGCCCGUGGCGGCCCAGCAGGCCGGCGGGCUGGCGGACAUCAGCACCCAGGUGCAGCAGUACCAGCAGUUUCUGGAUGCUUCCAGGAGCCUCCCUGACUUCUCAGAGCUGGACCUCCAGGGCAAGGUGCUGCCCGAGGGCGUGGGGCCCGGGGAUCUGAAGGCCUUCCAGGUCCUGUAUCGGGAGCACUGUGAGGCCAUCGUAGACGUUAUGGUCAACCUGCAGUUCACACUGGUGGAGACGCUGUGGAAGACUUUCUGGAGGCAUCACCUCAAUCCGCCCAGUGAGGCGCCGCCACUGGCUGUGCACGAUGAAGCUGAGAAGCGGCUACCCAAGGCCAGCCUUGUGUUGCUGGCGAAGUUUGAGCCGGUGCUGCAGUGGACCAAGCACUGUGACAACGUGUUGUACCAGGGCCUGGUGGAAAUCCUCAUCCCCGACGUGCUGCGGCCUAUCCCCAGUGCCUUGACCCAAGCGAUCCGGAACUUUGCCAAGAGCCUGGAGAGCUGGCUCACCCAUGCCAUGGUCAACAUCCCCGAGGAGAUGCUUCGGGUGAAGGUGGCAGCAGCGGGCGCCUUCGCUCAGACACUGCGGCGCUACACGUCGCUCAACCACCUGGCACAGGCAGCGCGCGCGGUGCUGCAGAACACGGCGCAGAUCAACCAGAUGCUGAGCGACCUCAACCGCGUGGACUUCGCCAACGUGCAGGAGCAGGCCUCGUGGGUGUGCCACUGCGAAGACCGCGUGGUGCAGCGGCUGGAGCAGGACUUCAAGGUGACGCUGCAGCAGCAGAACUCGCUGGAGCAGUGGGCGGCCUGGCUGGACGGGGUGGUCAGCCAGGUGCUGAAGCCCUACCAGGGCACCGCCAGCUUCCCGAAGGCCGCCAAGCUCUUCCUCCUCAAGUGGUCCUUCUACAGCUCCAUGGUGAUCCGGGACCUGACCCUGCGCAGCGCCGCCAGCUUCGGCUCCUUCCACCUCAUCCGGCUGCUGUAUGACGAGUACAUGUACUACCUGAUCGAGCACCGUGUGGCCCAGGCCAAGGGCGAGACCCCUAUCGCCGUCAUGGGCGAGUUUGCCAACCUGACCACCUCUCUGAACCCCUUGGAUGCAGACAAAGAUGAGGAGGAGGAAGAGGAGGAGGAGAGCGAAGACGAGCUACCCCAGGACAUCUCGCUGGCCACUGGCGGCGAGUCGCCCGCACUGGGCACCGACGCCCUGGAGCCGCCACCAGCCAAGCUGGCGCGGACAGACGCGCGCGGCCUUUUCGUGCAGGCGCUGCCGUCCAGCUAAGGCCAGGCCGCAGCCACCUCGCUGGGCCUGCCCGCUCGCCCCACCGCUCCUCUGCGCCAGGCUCCCUCGGCUGCCCAGCGCUCGGCCCAGGGUUGGAGGGCACCUACCCCGCUGGGCCGCUGCAGACUGACUCAAAAGAUGUGCCUUAAGGAAACUGCCGCGGUGCCCCUGGGGCGGCCGCCACCCCCAAUCCCGCCUGGGCCGGCAGGCAUGCCCCUCCCCUGCAGAACUGUUAACUUAUUCAGCUCGCUGGCUUUGCACAGCCUGUCCUGGCCCAGCCCUGAGCCCCAGGUGGGCACAGGGGGGCAUCCCCUGGGGAUACCCUCCCCCCCCCACCUUCAGCAACCACCCCGGAUCCCCCACCCCUCCUUGGUCUAAGUGCAAUUAAAGCCGUGGGUGUCGCAUCU